AUGGAAAAUGAUACUCAAACAUCAACUGAUUUCAUCUUAUUAGGAUUGUUUCCACCAUCAAGAUUUGGAGUGUUCCUUUUUGUUCUCUUUUUUCUCAUUUUUCUAAUGGCUCUGUUUGGCAACCUGUCCAUGAUUCUACUCAUCUUCCUAGACACCCGUCUCCACACACCCAUGUAUUUCUUACUUAGUCAGCUCUCUCUCAUUGACCUAAAUUACAUCUCCACUAUUGUCCCCAAGAUGGCUUCCAAUUUUGUGCUUGGAAACAAGUCUAUCUCCUUCAUUGGGUGUGGUGUUCAGAGCUUCUUUUUCUUGAUGUUAGGAGGGGCAGAAACAUUACUUUUGAUAUCUAUGGCUUAUGAUCGUUAUGUGGCUAUUUGCUUUCCUCUUCACUAUGCCAUUCGUAUGAGCAAAAAAGUGCGUGUGUUGAUGAUAACAGGGUCUUGGAUAAUGGGCUCAAUCAACUCCUGUGCCCACACUGUGUAUGCCCUCCAUAUCCCUUAUUGUCGAUCCAGGACCAUCAACCAUUUCUUCUGUGAUGUCCCGGCCAUGUUGACUCUGGCCUGCAUGGACACCUGGGUCUAUGAGUACACAGUGUUUGUCAGCACAACCCUCUUCCUUGUGUUUCCUUUCAUUGGCAUUGCAUGUUCCUAUGGCCGAGUUCUCCUUGCCAUCUGCCGUAUGCACUCAACAGAAGGGAGGAAGAAGGCCUAUUCGACCUGCAGCACCCACCUCACUGUGGUGACUUUAUAUUAUGUACCCUUUGCUUACACUUAUCUACGCCCAAGAUCGCUGAGAUCUCCAACAGAGGACAAGGUUCUGGCUGUCUUCUACACCAUCCUGACUCCCAUGCUCAACCCUAUCAUUUACAGCCUGAGAAACAAGGAGGUGAUGGGGGCCCUGAGAAGAAUGUUGAUGAUAACAGGGUCUUGGAUAAUGGGCUCAAUCAACUCCUGUGCCCACACUGUGUAUGCCCUCCAUAUCCCUUAUUGUCGAUCCAGGACCAUCAACCAUUUCUUCUGUGAUGUCCCGGCCAUGUUGACUCUGGCCUGCAUGGACACCUGGGUCUAUGAGUACACAGUGUUUGUCAGCACAACCCUCUUCCUUGUGUUUCCUUUCAUUGGCAUUGCAUGUUCCUAUGGCCGAGUUCUCCUUGCCAUCUGCCGUAUGCACUCAACAGAAGGGAGGAAGAAGGCCUAUUCGACCUGCAGCACCCACCUCACUGUGGUGACUUUAUAUUAUGUACCCUUUGCUUACACUUAUCUACGCCCAAGAUCGCUGAGAUCUCCAACAGAGGACAAGGUUCUGGCUGUCUUCUACACCAUCCUGACUCCUAUGUUCAACCCUAUCAUUUACAGCCUGAGAAACAAGGAGGUGAUGGGGGCCCUGAGAAGAAUGGUUCAGAUAAUCUGCCAUUUGAAAAUGUAG
This is a messenger RNA of Hyaena hyaena (striped hyena), 1425 nucleotides long. Its product is annotated as olfactory receptor 2L5-like. Gene Ontology annotation, molecular function: G protein-coupled receptor activity; olfactory receptor activity. Gene Ontology annotation, biological process: G protein-coupled receptor signaling pathway. NCBI's taxonomy places the organism in Eukaryota, Metazoa, Chordata, Mammalia, Carnivora, Hyaenidae. Gene Ontology annotation, cellular component: membrane. The coding region runs from base 1 to 1425 and encodes 474 amino acids. The transcript has 2 exons. The record is from RefSeq and is a predicted model, not a curated record.